AUGGGCAGCGGGCGGGUGAGUCGGGAUGGAAGAGUAAGAAACUGGGGUGGGGAAGACACGGAAAAAGAACGAGGGCUUCACAGUGAACAGUACUCUUCUUCACUGGUAAGGGGAGGAGAAGGGGGGACGGAGGGCGGGCGAGCAGAGGGACGGCGGCGGACGCGACGGUGUCGAGGAGGAAAAGAGGCAAGAGGGGGGGAGGGGGAAGUGAUUAAGUGGGUAACGGAUGUGCGGGAUGCAGUGCGAAUUCCUCGCACAAGCCAAAGGGGUACGGAAGGAAACGAAGCUGGAGGCAGGAAAGCAAGACCAGGUCCCGGCAGUACGCAAAAAGGGGAGAACCAGGGGCGCCGGGCAAGCAACACUCCUGGGCGCAGCGCGAAUAAGGCCAACGGUGGCCCGCACAAAAAGGAAACUGAAACAAGGAAGGGGCGCCAGCCGGUGAUCCAAUAUCCAGUCGCAACGAGGAGAGGGUGCAAAUGCCAGAGUGGGGAAGGCCAAAAGCCAAUGCAGAUCAGAGAACAGUUGCUGCGUUGGCAAGACGAAAGCUCCGUAUACCAUAAACCACGCGGUCCAGUCGACAACCACAACUGGUAA
Prunus armeniaca (apricot) is the source of this 594-nucleotide messenger RNA. Lineage: Eukaryota; Viridiplantae; Streptophyta; Magnoliopsida; Rosales; Rosaceae. The record is from the annotation of a GenBank genome assembly.